UUAAAAUAAUAAUAAAAGAGAAAAGUGGUUGACUGGUGCAUGGAAAACCCAGAUCUGUUUCCCAGCGGGCAUGAUGAACUUCAUGCUACUGCCUAACUAUGUAGCCACAAGGAGGCCUGAGUCUGGGUCUCCCUGUCCCAGUCCCCAGCCAGGAUUAAAUGCAGGGUUGUGUCAGGAAGGGCAUCCGGAAAAUAUAAUAAUAAUAAACCUCUGCCAAACCACCUGUAUGAAUCAGUGAAAAGGGAUGUGCUGAAAGGUGAACGACAAGAAUAAAAGUAGUCAUUCCAAUAGUUACUUGAGUAAGAAUGAAAACAUAACUAGUGGGGAAAAAACAAGAAAAUAAAUAACCCAAUAACAUAUGAAGAAUUUUCUAAAUAACAAAUCUUACGCCCUGCUUUUAAAUUGCACCACGGUAAGAGAAGUGUCUUCUAUAGAAAUGCAUUGCACUUGCUCUAGAGAAACAUAAAAAUGUUGUUUUUCAUGAAAAAGUAAAAUAAAUUUUGUUGUAAAAUAGAAAAUACAUGUAUCUGUGUAAAAACAAAGAGUUUUAAUCAUAUAUUUAAUCUUAAAUCGUUUACACAGUUGUUUUUAUUGUGACACCUAACAAAUAAGCGGAAAAUCGAUCUUUUCUCCCUAAACGUGGACUGUUUCUUUAAAUUAACCCUGUUGCUAAAUAAACGGAUCACCCCGCCCCCAGCUCCACAAUCAGCCUAUCAGAAAACGGUGCACUUGACGAGCGCUCUUUGCGAUGACCUCAUCCCUGGUGUGGGAUGACGUCAAAUUCAAGAUGGAUGGAAUCACGACGAAGACGCAGAAAUCUUGCACAACAGUGAAUAAAGUCUGAGCUGCGUGGAGGCAGGACGCUUUUCACGACCGAACGGCCAUGGAGAGCCUUGUGCAUUAUAGUAAUCACUGCCAUGCCCUCUCAAUGCUGGGAGUUCUCAAUGAACAGCGCCUGCAGGGCCAAAUGUGUGACGUGGUACUGGUCGUAGCUGACCAGAGGUACCAGGCCCAUAAGAGUGUUCUCGCUGGCAGCAGUGAAUAUUUUCAGUCUCUUUUCACACGGAUGGACGCGGAGUCUCUGAAAGUUGUAAAUUUGGACUUUUGUGAGCCAGACGCCUUUGAAAUAGUUCUCAACUACAUUUACUCCUCCUCGCUUUUUGUGGACAAAGGCAGCCUGGCAGCCAUUCAAGAGCUCGGCUACAGUCUCGGCAUCCCUUUUCUCACAAACAUUACGUCCAUAAGGCCGCAUGCAUCCUACUGCGUGUCUCGGAAAAGGUUCUCGUUCUCAGAGGGAGAGGACAACGAUGUCCAUACAAGGAGUGUCAUUGUGUGUCGAGUUCAAAACGACACGACCCAUCCCUCUCAUUUAAAUCAUCAGGGAAAAUCAUCAGAGAAGCCGUUUUCUCUUCACUCUUCUAGUGAACCAACACAGCUUACAUCUAAACACCAUUCACAUGAACCAACAAGAAGCUUUGAAUCUGGCAGGAAAUCCUCCGAUCAGAGUAAAGAGUCUGAGAAGACGUCCAGCUGUCCAUCUGCUGCCAUGUUGAAAGGAAACUCCGCCCACAUUUCCCCUGUGAGGCCUCUACUGACAUCAUCUGUAUCUUUCAGUGGUGCUGAAGUGUCACACAUCAGGAUGGAGUCUGGCAUGGAGCAGGAGGCAAAGGAGGAGAAGCCCGAGUCCUGUUUUCAGAAUAAAGGUCCAUUUCCCAGCCAAGCCAAUGAGCUGAGCCAUACAAUAGACAGGAGUGGGCCACUGAUAAAAAGCCUUCUCCGACGAUCCUUGUCCAUGGACAGCCCUGUUCCCGUCUUCUCUCCCACGUUGGAGCUCAAGGAGAUGCAGAACAGAGAACAAUCGGUUGUAAAGAUGGCGUCAAAAUCAACUGGAUCGGAAACAUAUUCCCACAAUGGCAAUUCAACAAGAAUAUCCCCUCUAGUUCUCAGGUCAAAGCACCCAAACAGGUAUGACAAAGAAACCCAAGUAGAAGAAGAUAUUGGUGUGAAAGCCGAGCCCAGCAGUCCUCUGGCUGACCCUAUGGACAUUGUUCGCAUCACAGUUGGAGAUGCUCUGCCAUUCAAUCUCAGAGACAUACAAACAGGUUAUGAUCAGGGAAUCAGGGCGGAUUUCACUCCCCCUUUAAAACGAAGGGACAGGCCGGACAACAGAAGGUACCCUUUCAAGAAAAGCAAACUCUUCAAAGAUCUCGCUCUCUCACUCGAUGUGAACAUGGCAGGGACGGCACCCCAGCACGCCAGCGCUGACUCCAGCGAGGGCAGCACAGAGCCGGUUCAGAACAAAAUUUUCAAAUGCUGGAACUGUUUGAAGGUGUUCCGAUCCAGUGCUGGACUGCAUCGCCAUGUCAACAUGUAUCACAAUCCGGAAAAGCCUUACGCUUGUGAAAUCUGCCACAAACGCUUCCAUACCAACUUUAAAGUGUGGACUCACUGCCAGACACAGCACGGUGUAGUACAAAACCCAGCCUCUUCCUCCAGCUCCACCGUUUUGGACGAGAAGUUUCAAAAGAAGUUGAUAGAUAUAGUGCGAGACAGAGAAAUAAAAAAGGCUUUGCUGUGGAAGCUGAAGAGGAACAAGCAAGGCUUGCAGUCUCCCUCAUUCACAAAGAAGAGAUCAAGGUCCAGCUUUAUUUGUCCUUACUGUGGGAAAGCCUUUGCCUUCCAUUCUCAGUACAGGCAGCAUUUACGAACGCAUCCUGCUGAGAAGGCUGACCAGGACUUGGGGAGCCAGAGGAUCUUCUACCAGGAAGAGAUCAACCAACGAAACCCCCCAGAAGCUGGGGAUUACUCCUGCAGACUGUGCAACAUGAAGCUGCCGUCCCUGGUAGAGCAGGGGGACCACGAGAGGGGCUGUCGACACGCAACCGUGUGCCCCUACUGUGGACUCCGGUUCUCAAGUCCAGACGUCAAGAAGGAUCACGAGGCACAUUGUAAGUACAAGAAGCUGACAUGCCUGGAGUGCAUGCGAACCUUCAAAUCUUCCUUUAGCAUUUGGCGCCACCAGGUGGAAGUCCACAACCACAACAUGAUGACUGUUAGAGACCAGAUUCAUCUGAAGCAACAAGAGGACAGUGAAGAGGCUCCCGAAAUGCUCAAAGAGGACAAAUACAGCUGUGAGCCUGCAGUAACGGGGACGUUUGGAGAGAACAUCACUUAUGACUCCUCAGGUCCACCUAUGUACGACUCAGAAGAUUCUUCACCCUAUGUGCCUGAGGAUUUGAGUAUGGGCCACCAUGGGAAGCUGGUGGUGAAAGAGGAGCCGUUGGAAGAGUCUGUGAAUGAGAGAAACAGCACAGAGCCAGCCAAAGCCAGCGCUGACGAAGUCGGCGUAUGGCCGUGUGAAAAAUGCGCCACCCUUUUCAGCUCUCGAAAAGACCUAGAGCGGCACCAGGAGCUGCUUUGCCACAUAAAACCUUUCAUCUGCCACAUCUGCAACAAAGCUUUCCGGACCAACUUCCGCCUCUGGAGCCACUUCCAGUCCCACAUGUCGGCCGGCAGCGAACCUGGAUCCAACGAAGUGGAACCCCGUGCCCCAUCUCAGUCUCCCUCCCCACCCCUGACCCCUCAGGCCUCUGAGCGGCCAUCCCCACAAGCAUCUGUGCUCAAAUCCGCUCUGUCAGCGGUGCUGGCAGCAGCGGCCGAGGGAUCCAGCAGCCCAGAAGCCUGCAGUUCAGCACCAACGACGGCGAAAAGAAUGGAACUUGAAGCCAGCAGCCCCAGCCCAUUAUCGAGAUCAAACAGCUUAGAGAAUCCAAGCGGCAACCACGAGGCUGACACGCUCUUUUACCACGCCCCGUCGCUGUCAGCCUUGACCUUUAAGAGGCAGUACAUGUGUAAGCUCUGCCACAGAACCUUCAAGACGGCCUUUAGCCUGUGGAGCCACGAGCAGAGCCACAGCCACGUGUAGACAUGGCUUCACACCUCAGCCUUCAGUGGUUGUCUUUGAAUGUACAGCUUCUGCGCUUUGCCUACAAUGAGAUAUUUCAAAGUUGCCAUGUUUGGUGGAGGUGUUACCUUGAAUGUGCAAUCAACUGCUCCACCCCCCAGUUGAGUGUUUCUUUCACCAUGAUCUAUAGGAAGAAACCUGUCCUCCACCCACAGUUAUCAUUAAUGUGACAUCAGAUUUACAGACAGCUCGACGGUUGGAAUAGUGCUUUAAGGAGGAAACUCUGCAGUACAGGAAAGAAUGUUGCUUUUAAAUGUAUAAGAGAUCUAUAAUGAAAAUGAUUGAAAUGCACUUUGUUUAGAGGUUUGAUUUUGUUGUGUUGACAUGUUUUGAUCAGUUUACGUGCUGUAACUUCUGUUCACUUUGCAAGAGUUCAAAGAAGAGAUGUGCUCAUCAUUAAAUAUUUGGAAUCACAUCCAGUGGUCAUUUUAAUAAUGAUUACUUUUUCAUUCAUUAUUUUGCCAGUAUACUAAACACUUUUUGCUGUUAUCCAGGGCCGUGCAGAAGUCAUCCCUCUUUUUUUAUACUUUGUUCCUGAAAACCGGUGUUUGCUCUAGUUUUUAUUUGUGUAGCUGCUUUUUCCCUCUGGUCUUCAUGUCUACCUAACUCCAAAGAUUCAAAGUUUUUCUGCCAAAUUUUCCGUCUUUCGUUGACAUCAGACUGGUUCAGCUCUAGAUUUUUGAUGCUUGCAUCAGGUUCCAGUCAGUUAAUAGAGGACGAACAAGCAGACAAAAAGAAGGAUCAGGAAGAAGAACACAGUUGAUAAAAGCAAAGAACUUUUCUUGCUUAAAAGUAUAGAAAAUGAGAGGUGACUGGAACACUUGCAAAGUACUGCACAUGAAUUACAAAAUGAAAUUCUCAUUCAGCCUUUCAGCUUGAUGAUAAUAAUAGAGAUGUCAUUCCAUGGACAUGCUUGUUAGGGUUGUUCCACCGGUCUCCAAUGAAACAUUUUAAAUUUCUAAUAUUCAUGUUCCUAAUCUAUUUUUCCAGCAAAUGAAUCAGUGACUUCUGCGGGUCAGUUGUUGAAUAAACCCUCAAAAGGUUGAAUUUGUCAUAAUUCAGCACAUUUAAGGGGGUUAUUAAGCAUAUUUAACACCGAAGGCCUUAUGCGUGUUUAGAAUUAAGAAAUGACUUGUAAGCACAACAGUUUAUGACUCAGGCAUUUAGAAGGUUUGAGAUCAGGAACAAACAUUAAAAAGCAAUCUUUUUUUCUUUUUUUUUUUGUGGAAAGCGAUAAUUAUUUCUGUAUUUGAGAAAGUAAAGAUGAAAUGUUGUGUUUUAAUGAUAUUGCAGUUACAGGUAUGUGCAUCUGUCUAAAGGAUUGGAUAUUUUGUUGUAGGGUAUUUUGCUACUGUGUGGUAACAAACUGGAGCGCUGCACUCAGACUAAUGUACUCCACUAUUAGAGCAAAGCAAGUUCCAUAGUGAUGUUGAGUUCUUUGCAGUAAUAGUGCUCUGCUUCUGUUGUGAGAACAGUUUUCGGAGAGUUUUCUCUGACGUGUUUAGACUCGUGUACACGGAAGUGUUUGUAUUCUUGAUUUUUGUACCAGGUUUGUUAGUAAACAAGAGUAUAUCUUUUUAUAAUUGCUGUGCUCUCACUGAAAUGAUGGUUAUUUGUAUCAGCAGUGGAUGCAUUAGUGUUGCUUUUUGGAGAAUUGCAGCUCUUGUGUGUUUGAGUUUUCUACAGUUUGUGUGCUUUACUUCUGUAAUAAAUAACAACAAAAGAUUGCAUAAACACA
Messenger RNA from Oryzias latipes (Japanese medaka), 5702 nucleotides. RefSeq names its product zinc finger and BTB domain containing 21 (gene zbtb21). The record is from RefSeq and is a predicted model, not a curated record. Gene Ontology annotation, cellular component: nucleus. Gene Ontology annotation, molecular function: DNA-binding transcription factor activity, RNA polymerase II-specific; protein binding. Gene Ontology annotation, biological process: regulation of transcription by RNA polymerase II. NCBI's taxonomy places the organism in Eukaryota, Metazoa, Chordata, Actinopteri, Beloniformes, Adrianichthyidae.